GUAGCCCCCUUCUGUUUCUCCUCCUUGUUUCUCUCUUUCUUGAUCGAUCCCUCUCCAUCUAAACACACAACAAUUACCUUUUCUCAGGGAUCCUUGCAAGAAAUAGAAUGGGGCUAACAUUCACCAAACUCUUUAGCCGGCUUUUUGCCAAGAAAGAGAUGCGUAUCUUGAUGGUGGGUCUCGAUGCGGCUGGUAAGACAACCAUUUUGUACAAGCUCAAGCUUGGUGAGAUCGUCACAACAAUCCCUACCAUUGGGUUUAAUGUGGAGACUGUUGAGUACAAAAACAUCAGCUUCACUGUCUGGGAUGUAGGGGGUCAAGACAAGAUUCGACCACUAUGGAGGCACUACUUUCAGAACACACAAGGUCUUAUCUUUGUGGUUGAUAGCAAUGACAGGGAUAGAGUUGUUGAGGCAAGAGACGAGCUACAUAGGAUGUUGAACGAGGAUGAGCUUCGAGAUGCAGUCUUGCUCGUGUUUGCUAACAAACAAGAUCUUCCAAAUGCAAUGAAUGCUGCUGAAAUCACUGAUAAGCUCGGUCUCCAUUCCCUCCGACAGCGCCACUGGUACAUCCAGAGCACCUGCGCAACCUCUGGAGAGGGACUCUACGAGGGUCUGGACUGGCUUUCAAACAACAUUGCUAACAAGGCAUAGGGUGAUAUUGAAUGUGGACCUUGGAUGUGAGCUUUUGCUUUAGGUGGUGAUGUUCUUGUCCUCCACUUUAUCUCUUGUUCUUGUCUGAGCUGUGUGCGAUUAUGGGAUUCCUUCGUUAAACAGCUUUUUGUGCUUUUGUGGUAGCAAUGUGUCUGAUAUGAUAUAUGGUUGUAUUGCAAGUAUCUUUAAAAGUAUUGUUGCGUAGGUUUUGCUUCAUAAACCUAAAAGUGUAAGAGGUUAAUUUUGACUGUGUUCUAUAUGUCUCCCAGAUAAUAUUUUUGCUUAUAUGCUAUUCUCAGUUCAUUUUGCAGAAA
Molecule: messenger RNA, 967 nt
Organism: Erigeron canadensis
Lineage: Eukaryota; Viridiplantae; Streptophyta; Magnoliopsida; Asterales; Asteraceae
Product: ADP-ribosylation factor 2
Exons: 7
Coding region: 108-653 (181 amino acids)
Biological process (GO): vesicle-mediated transport; intracellular protein transport
Cellular component (GO): cytoplasm
Molecular function (GO): GTPase activity; GTP binding
Source: RefSeq, a predicted model, not a curated record